AUGGCGCUGUGGGAGGAUUUCGAUCACAUUUUUAGCUUCAACAAGAAGUACCACUACGAUGCAAAAGUCAUCGAUCAGAUUGUCAACAACCGAAAGGCGCUAGAGAACCGACUUUUCGCCGAUCGGCUUCUGGGCCUGCUCGGCAUCAAAGGAGUGACCAAGGUCUACCCGCCGAAAACGAAUGCCGACCUCCGAUCACUUUUUAAUCAUAUCAUCUCGUCCGAGCUCGACGUCCACCACAAGCAAGCGUUAAUCUAUUACAUCCUCAAAGAUUGUCGAAGUGCGCCAGAUGCUGCAGACCAAUUUGCGCAGACAUGUCAUUUACCGCAGAAGUACCAGCUCUUCAUUGAUGGUCUCUGGAACAUGGACCGUCUCGAAUUCCGACGUGCACUCGAUUACCUCGCCGACCCGUCCCUCAUUCCCACUUUUCCCGACGAGAUCCUCUUUGCUCUGAGUCUUUCUCAACUCCCGAAGCAUGACGACAGUCUGGCCAUUGCGUAUUAUCUCAAUGCUGCGCCGCCACUGGCAUCUGAGAAAGUGCAGCGGGCAUUUUUCGAAGUCAUGUGCCGGUCCAAUGUCACAGAGGCUUUCUAUUUCACCCGUAAAUACGAUGAACACAAUCGUCGCAGCUUAUUCGAGCAGUUGACCGAGUUCGUCCACAAGACUACUCCCGGUCAGACUCGGAGCAAGCGUGCUAUGGAACUGGUUGGGCUCCCGCUGGACGAGUAUGAAGAGGCCUGGUUCGAGGAGGCCUUAUUGCGAGGAAAUGCGAGCUCACUACUUGGGGCGAAGGACACUGUAAUGAUGCGACGACUGGCAAUUGGGCGGAUGGACGGUCUCGGGACCGAGUUGGAGUCUUUGGGAGGCAAGAAGGUGGACGGGUUAAACUGGGACGAUCUAAGGGAAAGCAUGCGACACACGCAGACCAUAUACCCGGAGUAA
Penicillium maclennaniae is the source of this 942-nucleotide messenger RNA. RefSeq names its product ELYS family protein. NCBI's taxonomy places the organism in Eukaryota, Fungi, Ascomycota, Eurotiomycetes, Eurotiales, Aspergillaceae. The coding region runs from base 1 to 942 and encodes 313 amino acids. The transcript is spliced from 3 exons. The record is from RefSeq and is a predicted model, not a curated record.